AUGUCUGAUACUAGCGAAGAUAGCGGAGAGUCAAGUCAAACUCAAACUCCAAAAAUUAUCAAACCAUCGUGUAGAUCUUCGAAAUCUGAAGGCAAAGAGGGGAAAUCAAAAUCAAAAUUGAGAAAAGUUUCGAAAAAACGAGUAUGUGCUUAUACUACAAUUUCGAACUAUGAUACAGCAUCGGAGAAAACGGAAAAAGGAAAGAAAAUCUACAUCGAUAUUCGUUUUAGCGAUGCUGAGUGAGUUUUUGAAAUGAAAAUUUUCCAACCCUCAUAACAAGUUUUUCAAUUUCAGAGAUGACGACGAGUCUUCAACUUCUUCUGAUAGACCUGAUGAUCUGAAAAGACCUAUAAGAUCAUUCAUGAAAAUGUUGAAAAUAGAUUUGGAAAAAUCUUCUCGUCCUAGUCGUUCUUCAUCCAAAACAUCUAAAAGUUCAAUCGUUUCCACGAAAAGUUCAACAAGAAGCAAAAAAUCAAAAUCAUCGUCUCAAACUAGAAAAUCUUCUCCUCGAACCAAAAAGUCCAAAUCUAAAUCCAAAUCCAAAUCCAAAUCCAAAUCAAAAACAUCUUCUUCGAAAUCUGUCAACUUCAAAGCCAACGACGAAUAUCAAGACUUGGCUUUGUUGUACGAUUUAGCGGCUCGAAAACAACAAUUACCGGAUAUUUUGACCAGAAUUCCUGCCGAAAAUCUUGCUGUAAUUCCAGAUGACAAAUUGCCACCCAAAAAGUUUUCGAACAAAAUGCGUAGAGAAUAUGUGGUGAUUGGAGAGUUGAAUAAGAAAAAUUAGAAUAAAGAUUUUUUUGAUUCGUUUUUUUGUUGAGAGAACUAAAACACACUUGUUUUUUGGUGUUUUGAUAUUUCAAAUUAUGGGGUGUUCGUAAUUCGCGUAACAUAACUUGAUUUAUCACAUGAGUUGUAUACGGACAGAAUGUUUUGUUUUGCAAAAAAUAUAAAAUGAUUCGGGAAUUAUUUAUCACACCUGUCUUUUUUAUGACUCAUUGAAUAUAUUCUACUUGCAAAACUUUCAGUUAGAUCACGUUUCAAAAUGCUGAAUAAAAGUUCUAAAUUCUAAUCUUGAAAAAUGUUGUGUUCUGGUAAGAUUUGAGAAACGUAUCACAUUUCUCAAGAAAUGAAUUUGGAGUUCAAAUCGUAUAUUCAAAAAACCAAAACUUGAAAUUUUCUCAAAAUUUCCAAGAAAUGUACUCAAGAAAUUAAUUUGCAUAGUUCACGUUUUGAAUUGCAUGAAUUUUGAUUAAAGUUUUUGUGUUGGUUUGAUUUUUCAAAAAAUGUACUUGAAAAAUCAAAUAUUUAUCAGUAAUCAUAAUUUUUCUCAAAAAUGUCGUAUUCUAAUGAUAUAUUACUUAAAAUAUCUCAGACUAUUUCAGAAAUGACUGGGAUGAUUUUUAUCAUUUUUUUGUGUUCUGGUUUAAAAGUGUACGCAAAAAAUUAAAAAUUAAAAAUUCAUGAGUAAUCAUUUCAAGAAGUGUCGCUUUCUAAUGAUACAUCACCUAAAAUAUCUCAAAUUGUGUUAUCUCGUGUUUUUUCUAUGACUCAGUCAGAAUCAGCAAAAAAUAUUAUUUAUUUUAUUUUUCACUUCGGAAAAAGUAUUGGUGUCCACGAGGGAUUUUUGAUUCCUUCCAAAUAAUUAACUGCGCAAACAAAUUUAUUAUCAUUUUUAUUUGUCAGAAAACUCAAAAAUCUCCAUAUUUUUCAGAGUUCGCCUAACUCGAGAUUUUUGUUUUAUAGGCAAAUUAUAUCGCGACAAAAUUCUUUUUUUAUUAGAUUUUCCAUAAUUUUUUGAUAUGUUUUUCUUGUCAGGUGAUAUUUUUCCAAUACAGUGCUUUUAUUUUGUUUGCUCCUGAAAACUCGAAGAUGAAAAUCCAAAGCAUAAAUAAUCUAUAAAUAAAUCUUUAAAUUACUAUUUAUCUCUUCUUUUGAACCCACACAUUCUUUGAUAAUCUAUAAUUUUGUCACUAUUUACUCAGUUGAUUUUUGAGAUCUAAAUUUGUUUUCAACAUUUUUUAUCAUUCUCACAAGUUCCAACACGUACUCACAUGAAAUUAAUUUACAUAUGACAUUUUCUGAAUAAUAUCAUUCUUCUUGAAAUCAAAUUUUAUUUUUUGCAGCAACGGAAAUUAUUUUUCUCUUGAGAUGAGUGAAGAUAUCACAACUUCUUCAACAAUAAUGGCUGAGCCAAAUGGUACAGUUGCAGCUGUCACAGAAGAUCCAGUAAGUUUUCAGUAAAAUAUUUUUAUUGGAAAAUUUUUGCAUAAAUUAAAAUUUUUAGGGAAAAGGCACAUUAAUUUUGAAUGAAACGAUAACUGCAUUAAAUGUCACAACAACAGAAUAUAUUCCAAUUGUUGCAGCUGCAAUCACUUUUGCAACACUUUUAGCAGUCGGUGUUUUGUGUGUCACACUUUUUAUUAUAGUUUUAUAUCGAGGUCGCAAGAAGUUUCAAGAGUUCCCAUUUUUUGCGAUUGUUUAUCAUUUGACGGUGGCUAAUGCAAUUCAUGUUUUUAUGCAAUGCACAACUGUUUUGCCGAUUAUGUUAUAUGAGGUGAGCGGAUAAACAACUGACUAGAAUAGAAUUGGAUAUUUUAUGUUUGGAGGAGGUGAUACUGUAGGUGAUGUGAGAUAUUUCUGACGACGAGAACACGAAAAAUGAUGGAAUUCUUUAAAACUUUUUUUUCUGAACCCGUUUCUGAAUUCGUAUUUUUCAGAGUGAUGAAGAUUCUGCAAAUCGUUUCUGGUAUAAGAUUGGCUCAUAUUUUAUCAUGAUAACCGAACAAGCCUCCCUAUAUUUUACUUUAUUAAUGGCCAUUAAUCGAUUUGUUGUUUUUAUUUUUCCAGAGUUUUUGAAAUAUUUCACAACGUUAGUUUUCAUCUCACUUCUGUAUCUUCACAAAUUCAGACUUUUGAUUUCAGAAGAAACAUUCAUCUUAUAUCCAUAAUAAUCUGGAUUUAUAUCAACUUUAUAGUUUUUUGGAACUAUAAUUAUGGAACUGUUAAAGUGUUCUCAAAGAAAAAACUAUCCGCUCAAGAACAAUUAUUAGGAACUAAUUUUUUGACCAAAUUUUUCACAUUAUGUUCAACGUCUUUGCCAGUUGUUAUGCUUGUUAUGUAUUUUAUUAUUUAUUUGUAUAUUGUUAAAAAGCGUCAAGUUAUUGAGAAUACCAAAAACUCGGAUCGUGAUCGAAUUUUGAUGUUACAAGCUGUGAUUAUCACUUUAUCUUUGGAACUUGUAAAUGUGACUGAUAUGAUAAGCCCGUUUCUCAAAACUGCACCGACUUCUGUCACUUGGAUUUGGACUAUUUUUUGUUACUGGUUAGUAACUCUUUAUUCAUAA
This is a messenger RNA of Caenorhabditis angaria, 3346 nucleotides long. The record is from the annotation of a GenBank genome assembly. Lineage: Eukaryota; Metazoa; Nematoda; Chromadorea; Rhabditida; Rhabditidae.